AUGGGUUUCGGGAAGAGGGAGAGGCGAUAUGCGGGAGUUAGAUGCAUUGAACUGAAACUAGUGACUCUGGAUCCCUCGGCGGCUAACGACCGCCGUCGCUGCCGCCUCCGUCACCAAACCACCACCAACGAAGACGACGACGACGAGGACAUUGGAUUCCCUCAGUAUGCUCCAACAAUGGCGGAUGAAGAAUCCAACCACCAUUUAAUAGAUUCGCCGUCGCCGCCUCUUCUCGCGAUGAGACACCAGUCGACGUUUUCGGCGGCGGAGAACGGUGGUUGCGGCGAGAUCGUGGAGGUUCAAGGAGGCCACAUUGUCCGGUCAACAGGAAGAAAAGACCGACACAGCAAAGUCUGUACGGCCAAAGGACCACGUGACCGGCGCGUGAGGCUCUCCGCCCCGACGGCGAUUCAGUUCUACGACGUUCAAGAUAGACUCGGCUUCGAUCGACCAAGCAAAGCCGUCGAUUGGCUCAUCAAAAAAGCUAAAUCCGCCAUUGACAACCUCGCCGAGCUUCCUCCUUGGAAUCCCGCCGAUACAAUCCGUCAGGCGGCGGCAAACGCUAAACCCAGGAGAUCCAAAACCGCAGUUUCUCCGACGGAGACCGGAAUUCGCGGUGCUUCUGUAUCAACCCGAGCGUCCGGAGAAGAAACAGAGCAUCCUCAUCAUCAUCAUCAUCAUCAUCAUCAAUCGAGUUUUCUUCCGGCGUCGAUGGACUCUGAUUCGAUAGCUGACACUAUAAAGUCGUUUUUCCCGGUCGUUUCAACGGAAGCUAUUCAACAGAACUAUCAUCAGCCACCGUCGGAUUUUCCUUCACGAGCCAAUUCACAAAACCAAGAUCUUCGUCUCUCACUUCAAUCUUUCCAAAAUGGUCCGCCUUUUGCUAAUCAAACAGAGCAUGCUCUGUUCUCCGGCCAGAGCAAUCCGAGCUGGGACCAGUCUAAUACGAGCUGGGACCAGUCGCAACAGAAUCAUCACCAGUCACCGGAAUUCGGAAGGAUGCAGAGACUCGUGACGUGGAACAACGGCGGAGCAGCUGAUCCCUCCGCCGCAACCGGAGGAGGAUUUGUCGAUUCGUGGAACAAUGAAUGUGUACUCGUUGUUGUGUUUUGGAUAUCGACACAAAUGUGAUUCAACUGUUACAGGUUCUUCCUCUAAAGUCCGAGCCUUUGCCAAUUUGAAUUCAUUUUGUAUCAAUUAGACAACUUUGAUGUAAACUCAGUUAUGUUCUAGUCAUGCGAGCUCGAUCACAUCUUGCUUGUUGUACUUGUAUAUCCUGAUUCUCAAGCAUAUUUGUUGUUGUGGUUGUAUUAAAUAAAAUUGUUUGUUAUUCUCUUUAUGCUCUUGUGUUGGAGGAAACCUUUAACCCCACUUGAAGCUAAAGUCUCUUGCUUUGCCCCCUUUAUUCCCAUGUGGAUGUGGG
This is a messenger RNA of Thlaspi arvense, 1423 nucleotides long. NCBI's taxonomy places the organism in Eukaryota, Viridiplantae, Streptophyta, Magnoliopsida, Brassicales, Brassicaceae. The record is from the annotation of a GenBank genome assembly.